GUAAUGAUACAUCUCCAAUGUUGACUGCUGUGCCAUUCCAGUCUGGUCACGACCUGAAUAUGACUUGGGUAAUUAUCAUUGUAGCAGCAGCUGUAAUACUAUCUGUGGCUAUUGUAGUGUCCAUAACACUGUGUGUUUUCAGAUGUAUUAAUCACACAAAUAACUCACCCACAACAGCAGAGAAUCCCAACUUUCUCUCUCAGACUGAGAUGAGACAAUUACUGUAUCAGACUAACAAUCCUGUUGCAAUAACGAGAAAUGCAGAAGAGAUAUUUAACCGAAAUCUUCAGACAAUAAAAUCUAAAAGUCAGUUUUUUCUGGAGAUGGAACAGACACCAGAUGAGUGGAAAUUCUCAACAACACAGAGGAGACUUCCACCUGUGCCUCAGAGAUGUGAUUCAAUCCAUAGUCAAGGACGUCGUACCAGUUCCAUCAUGUCUUACAACAGUGACACCUUAACAUCCCAAAAGGACAGAGAAGCUAGCAAGAGUAAUGGCAAGACUAAACCAUAUGAUGAGAUACCUGCAGAACCAGAAUAUACCAAUGACAAUCCAGUUGCAUCCACAAUACUAAAGGGACAACAAAUACAAGAUACCUAUCUACAGCCAACAUAGUAGAUGUUCCAUGACUAUUGUUAAAUGAUUCUCUCUCACACCAAAUCUUAUACAAUACUUUAUAUUCCUAUAAAA
Molecule: messenger RNA, 689 nt
Organism: Octopus sinensis (East Asian common octopus)
Lineage: Eukaryota; Metazoa; Mollusca; Cephalopoda; Octopoda; Octopodidae
Exons: 3
Coding region: 18-614 (198 amino acids)
Source: RefSeq, a predicted model, not a curated record